Messenger RNA from Antrostomus carolinensis (chuck-will's-widow), 2258 nucleotides. RefSeq names its product low-density lipoprotein receptor-related protein 1B. Gene Ontology annotation, molecular function: Wnt-protein binding; Wnt receptor activity. Gene Ontology annotation, cellular component: plasma membrane. NCBI's taxonomy places the organism in Eukaryota, Metazoa, Chordata, Aves, Caprimulgiformes, Caprimulgidae. The annotation marks the transcript as partial. Gene Ontology annotation, biological process: canonical Wnt signaling pathway. The record is from RefSeq and is a predicted model, not a curated record. The transcript has 15 exons.
AAUUCUGUUUUGGACAGACUGGGAUGCAAAUUUUCCUCGCAUUGAAUCCGCUUCCAUGAGUGGAGCAGAAAGAAAAAUCAUAUAUAAAGAUAUGGAUACUGGAGCCUGGCCUAACGGCCUUACUGUGGAUCACUUUGAAAAAAGAAUAGUGUGGACAGAUGCCAGAUCGGAUGCCAUUUAUUCUGCAUUAUAUGAUGGAACCAGCAUGAUAGAGAUUAUACGGGGUCAUGAAUAUCUUUCGCACCCGUUUGCCGUUUCUUUGUACGGGAGUGAAGUGUAUUGGACAGAUUGGAGGACCAAUACACUUGCAAAAGCCAAUAAAUGGACUGGCCAGAAUGUCAGUGUAAUACAGAAAACAAGUGCUCAGCCAUUUGAUCUUCAGAUUUAUCAUCCAAGUCGUCAACCACAAGCUUCAAAUCCAUGUGCUGCUAAUGAGGGCAGAGGUCCAUGUUCUCACAUGUGUCUGAUCAAUCACAACAGAAGUGCUGCUUGUGCCUGUCCACAUCUGAUGAAACUGGCUUUAGACAAGAAAACAUGUUACGGUAAGAAGAAAUUUCUUCUUUAUGCGAGGCGUUCAGAAAUAAGAGGGGUGGACAUAGAAAACCCAUACUUCAACUUCAUCACAGCCUUCACUGUUCCUGACAUUGACGAUGUGACAGUCAUCGAUUUUGAUGCUGCUGAGGAACGCUUAUACUGGACUGAUGUGAAAACACAGACCAUCAAGCGUGCCUUCAUUAAUGGGACUGGCUUAGAAACCAUUAUUUCAAGAGAUAUCCAGAGUAUCAGAGGUCUUGCAGUGGAUUGGAUAUCACGUAAUUUGUAUUGGAUUAGCUCAGAAUUUGAUGAAACACAAAUUAACGUGGCACAUUUAGACGGUUCCUUGAAAACCUCAAUCAUCCAUGGAAUUGAUAAACCCCAGUGUCUUGCAGUUCACCCAGUAAAAGGCAAGCUCUACUGGACGGAUGGUAACACAAUUAACAUGGCAAACAUGGAUGGCAGCAACAGCAAAAUACUCUUUCAGAAUCAAAAAGAUCCUGUUGGUUUAUCGAUAGAUUAUGGGGAGAACAAACUUUACUGGAUCAGUUCAGGAAAUGGAACCAUAAAUAGAUGCAACUUGGAUGGUGGUAAUCUAGAAAUAAUAGAGUCAAUGAAAGAAGACUUAACAAAAGCCACAGCUUUAACUAUUAUGGAUAAAAAGCUUUGGUGGGCGGACCAGAACUUAGCUCAGAUUGGUACCUGUAACAAAAAAGAUGGAAGAAACCCAACAGUCCUGCGAAACAAAACAUCAGGUGUUGUACACAUGAAAGUUUAUGAUAAAGCAGCACAGCAAGGUAGCAAUUCCUGUCAGUUAAACAAUGGUGGAUGCUCCCAGCUCUGUUUACCAACAUCAGAAACCACCAGGACUUGUGUGUGUACAGUAGGCUACAAUCUUCAAAAAAACCGCAUGGCAUGCAAAGGUGUCGAAUCAUUUCUUAUGUAUUCUGUUCAUGAAGGAAUUAGAGGAAUUCCUCUUGAUCCAAAUGAUAAAAUGGAUGCUUUAAUGCCUGUAUCUGGAACUUCAUUUGCUGUGGGCAUAGACUUCCAUGCAGGAAAUGAUACAAUCUAUUGGACAGAUAUGGGCUUCAACAAAAUAAGCAGGUCUAAACGAGACCAAACAUGGAAAGAAGACAUUGUUACAAAUGGUUUGGGAAGAGUUGAAGGCAUUGCAGUGGACUGGAUAGCAGGUAAUAUAUAUUGGACGGAUCAUGGCUUCAACUUAAUUGAAGUUGCCAGGCUCAACGGCUCGUUCCGAUAUGUAAUUAUAUCCCAGGGUUUGGACCAGCCAAGAUCUAUUGCGGUACAUCCAGAAAAAGGGUAUUUAUUUUGGACUGAGUGGGGACAGACUCCUUGCAUAGGCAAGGCACACUUAGAUGGGUCUGAGAAGGUUGUACUUGUGAGCCUGGGGAUUACGUGGCCUAAUGGGAUUUCCAUCGACUAUGAGGAAAAUAAAUUAUAUUGGUGUGAUGCUCGUACGGACAAGAUAGAAAGAAUUGACCUUGAGAGUGGAGGGAAUCGAGAGAUUGUGCUGUCAGGGAGCAAUGUGGAUAUGUUUUCAGUCGCGGUGUUUGGAGCUUACAUCUACUGGUCUGACAGAGCACAUGCAAAUGGCUCUAUUAGAAGAGGCCACAAGAAUGAGGCCACGGAUGCUGUGACCAUGAGGACUGGCCUUGGAAUAAACCUGAAGGAAGUGAAAGUCUUUAAUAGAGCACGAGAGAAAG